GUGGUGCUAUUCGUACUCAAUCAUUGAAGAUAUAGUGCCCGCCACUGCACAUCAUCCCUCUUAUUUCCUUUCUACCUUGUAGGCCUCAAUGUCGCGAUUAUAACAUCCAUCUUCACAUACCUUACAAAAAUUUAUCUCCUUUGCAUUUUCUAACUAUCUACAGGACGUCGGCCUGCCAAUCUGACACAAACUAGGGAAAAAAAGUAAUUUCUCUUACUUACCUCGACUUGGAAAGAAUCUUGUGUGCAAAUCUGAAAAUCGCGGGGUACAAAGAAAAACGCUUGGAGUCAGCAGCAUCAUCGCCAGGUUGAAGACGAUAAUUUUGUCCCGGGUCCCCAAUCCUUCAACAAGUGCUUGAGGGAUAAGCAGUAGAGCCUGUUUCCCACGACAAGAGAAAGGAUUUGUUUCUGUGACGAGACAAGUCUCCCGUAAAUACCUAAGGUAUCCUUGGAGGUGAUCGUCGGCAUCUUCGGCACGAAGUAGAAAAAAGAAAAAAAGAUCGAAGCCUAGAACGGCCGUACUGCGGGACUGCAUCGACACAUUGUCAGUCUACCAACACCACUACCACCACUUCGACUCGAAAUUUCUGAACCCAAUCGUCAUGCCUUCUCGCAGCCCUCUGCCCAAGGGAUUCGACUCGAUCGAAUCCACGAUCGAGGCCUUCCGCAACGGCGAGUUCAUCGUCGUGCUGGACUCUCAGGACCGCGAAAACGAAGGAGAUUUGAUCAUCGCCGCCCAGGACGUCACGGCCGAGAAGAUGGCAUUCAUGGUCCGAUACACGAGCGGGCUCAUCUGUGCGCCCAUCACGUCAAAGCUGGCGGCCGAGUUGGAGUUGCCUCAGAUGGUGGUGGACAAUGAGGACCCGAACCGCACGGCCUACACCGUUUCCAUCGACUCGAACGACGCCAGCGUCACGACGGGGAUUUCGGCGCACGAUCGUGCCUUGACCUGUAGAACCCUGGCCAGCCCAAAGGUCUCGGCGGCCAGCUUCAGACGUCCCGGACACGUUUUCCCGUUGAAAGCCCGGGAUGGCGGUGUCCUCGAACGGACUGGCCACACCGAGGCCGCCGUCGAGUUUUGUCGAUUGGCUGGGAAAGCUCCCGCUGGUGUCAUCUGUGAGAUGGUCGAGGAUGGAGAACCGGUACAAGGGCAGACCAUGAUGCGAGAGCCGGGCAUGAUGAGACGAGACGCUUGUUUGGAGUUUGGGAGGAAAUGGGGCCUCAAGGUCUGCACGAUUGAGGAUUUGGUCGAUCAUGUUCAGCAUGAGAAGAAGGAGAAUGGUGCUAAUGGAGUUCUUAAUGGGCAUUCUUGAGAUAUUGUGUGAUUUAUGCUCGUCGAGACAAAAAACCACCCCAGACACAUACCUUGAUAUCUAGUACUUGCAAAUCUGUGUUUUCUUGCAAAUCAUUAUGAUCCUAUGGGCCACCAUGAGCACAAUAGACUACGCUGAAUAACGUACACUGGAGGUUGCAC
This is a messenger RNA of Exophiala oligosperma, 1473 nucleotides long. Its product is annotated as 3,4-dihydroxy-2-butanone-4-phosphate synthase. The coding region runs from base 602 to 1312 and encodes 236 amino acids. Lineage: Eukaryota; Fungi; Ascomycota; Eurotiomycetes; Chaetothyriales; Herpotrichiellaceae. Gene Ontology annotation, molecular function: 3,4-dihydroxy-2-butanone-4-phosphate synthase activity. Gene Ontology annotation, cellular component: mitochondrial intermembrane space; cytosol. The record is from RefSeq and is a predicted model, not a curated record. The transcript has a single exon. Gene Ontology annotation, biological process: riboflavin biosynthetic process; aerobic respiration.